This is a messenger RNA of Trichomonas vaginalis G3, 1140 nucleotides long. RefSeq names its product inositol pentakisphosphate 2-kinase protein. Gene Ontology annotation, cellular component: nucleus. Lineage: Eukaryota; Parabasalia; Trichomonadida; Trichomonadidae. The coding region runs from base 1 to 1140 and encodes 379 amino acids. Gene Ontology annotation, biological process: inositol phosphate biosynthetic process. The transcript has a single exon. The record is from RefSeq and is a predicted model, not a curated record. Gene Ontology annotation, molecular function: ATP binding; inositol-1,3,4,5,6-pentakisphosphate 2-kinase activity.
AUGACUGAUUUCCCAGUUUUUCCAUCAAAUGAUCCAACAGAAUGGAAAUUCCUUGCAGAAGGAAGUGAUUCAAUUCUUUUUGGAUAUGUUGGAACAUCAAUUGAUAGCUUGAAAGGCAAAGCAAUGAGAUUAUUUAAGAAAUCUCUUCUUCCAAAUAAAGUUUACAUCACACCAGAGGAAAGAAAGCACAAAUUACAACUUCAUGUAAACUAUAUCAAGCGUUUUGCUGGAUCUGUUCUUCAAGAUAUUGAUCUAGGCGAUAUUUAUACCGUCACAUCAGAAUUCAUUCAGAAAUUAGCAGAAAUAACACAACCAUUACGCUCAGAGAGACGUGUUAAAGAGUCUGUUAUCGACGUUGCAACAACAAUUUGCUGCUUACAUACAAAUCACUGCCCAAUGGGAUCUCUUACUAUCGAAAUCAAGCCAAAAUGGGGCCAGAAGCCUGUAUUCCCACUUAUUCCAGCCGAUUCUGUUAAGAGAACUGUUUCUCGUUUCCAAUUGUUACAAAGACUCAAAUUAGCUAAAGGCGAAAUUAAGUCUAUUUCUGAAUACGAGCCAGAGGAUCUAUUUUCAAAUGAUCGCCAACGUAUUACUCGUGCAAUGGAAGCCAUGAUCAAAAAUCCACAAGGAAACUUGAAGUUCUUUGUCGAUAACCAACAGGUUGAUGUUGACGAAAAGAAGGCAUUGAAGUUUGUCGAUGUUUUACUUCAAAUUCCUCAUCUAAAUCAACUUUUAAAGAUCCAAUCUCUUGAUGUGAUUGAUAUUGAAGGAAUUGACAUGAUUUUAGAUAGAGCAGGACAGUUAUCAUGGGAGAAUCUCGUCGAAGAUCAAUACGUUAUCGAUGGAGUUAAGAAGAUGUUGAAUGGUGAAAUUAAAGUACCAGAAACAGCCGAAGAAAUGAAAAAAUAUCUCGAAAAUCUUGAUGAGAAACAAUGCAGAUUAUUAGUUGCUGCAUUUUUAAUCGCUACAGCUGCAAAAGAUUGCUCAUUCAUGUUUACAUUCGAUAAUCCAGAAGAACUUAAGAAUCCAGCAAUUUCUGUUAUCGACUUCGAUAUGAAAUACCCAGAAAACCUUAGAAAAUACUACUUAGAUAUUGAUAGAAAGAUUGUUGCUACUUAUCUUAAAUCGAUCGGCAAGUAG